UCAAACACCAGAAAGAAGAGGAUGUCCAGACGCAGUAGCCGUUUACAAGCUAAGCAGCAGCCCCAACCCAGCCAGCCAGAUUCCCCUCAAGAAGCCCAGGUAGUCCAGGCCAAGAAGAGGAAAACCACCCAGGAUGUCAAAAAAAGAAAAGAAGAGGUCACCAGGAAACAUCAAUAUGAGAUCAGGAACUGUUGGCCACCUGUAUUAUCUGGGGGGAUCAGUCCUUGCAUUAUCAUUGAAACACCCCACAAAGAAAUAGGAACAAGUGACUUUUCCAGAUUUACAAAUUACAGAUUUAAAAACCUUUUUAUAAAUCCUUCGCCUCUGCCUGAUUUAAGCUGGGGAUGUUCAAAUGAAGUUUGGCAAAAUAUGUUGAAAAAAGAGAGCAGAUAUGUUCAUGACAAGCAUUUUGAAGUUCUGCAUUCUGACUUGGAACCACAGAUGAGGUCAAUACUUCUAGAUUGGCUUUUAGAGGUAUGUGAAGUAUACACUCUUCAUAGGGAAACAUUUUAUCUUGCACAAGACUUUUUUGAUAGAUUUAUGUUGACACAAAAGGAUGUCAAUAAAAACAUGCUUCAACUCAUUGGAAUCACCUCUUUAUUCAUUGCUUCCAAACUUGAGGAAAUCUAUGCUCCUAAGCUCCACGAGUUUGCUUAUGUCACUGAUGGUGCAUGCAACGAAGAGGAUAUCUUAAGGAUGGAACUCUUUAUAUUAAAGGCUUUAAAAUGGGAACUUUGUCCAGUAACAAUCAUCUCCUGGCUGAAUCUCUUUCUCCAAGUUGAUGCUCUUAAAGAUGCUCCUAAAGUUCUUCUACCUCAGUAUUCUCAGGAAAAGUUCAUCCAAAUAGCUCAGCUUUUAGAUCUGUGUAUUCUAGCUGUGGAUUCAUUAGAGUUCCAGUACAGAAUACUGGCUGCUGCUGCCCUGUGCCAUUUUACUUCCCAUGAAGUGGUAAAGAAAGCUUCAGGUUUGGAAUGGGACGUUAUUUCUGAAUGUGUAGACUGGAUGGUACCUUUUGUCAAUGUAAUAAAGAGCAAUAGUCCAGUGAAGCUGAAGGCUUUUAAGAAGAUUCCAAUGGAAGAUAGACACAACAUUCAGACACAUUCAAAUUACCUGGUUAUGCUGGAUGAAGUAAAUUACAUAAACACCUUCAGAAAAGGGGGACAGUUGUCACCCAUGUGCAAUGGAGGCAUCAUGACACCACCAAAGAGCACUGAAAAACCACCAGGAAAACUAGAUUAGCAGAUAUGUUGGAAUUGACCAACUAUGCUGUAAAAUCUCAACCAAUCAAUUUCACCAAAACAAGCUGUGAUUAUCCUCAGCACUCACUUAAAAUAGGCACUAAGGGAGAAAUUUAUUGUGUUAGCUAUUAAACAGCAAAACUUGUUUACAAAGAUGAUUUCAUUCCCAAGGACUAGACAGAAGCUAGCUGCAAUUUGUACCACCGCCAACAUUUUUUCACAGUCCAGUGUUACUUUGUGUUAUCUUGAUAUACCAGUAACUUUUUUAUUGGACUUUUGAACUGAAGUGCUACCUUAAAAGGUAUACUAAGUGACACAGUACUUUGAAUCUGUUAAGUCUCAAUAUUCAUCCAUUCUGAUUCUUAAAAAGAAAACUUGUUUACAAAGUUUGAGUUGUAAUAAAGUAAAUAAAGCAAGCUGUUACAAAACUUUAAUUUUUAUAAAUGGUAAAAACUAAUGUUUUAUAAGUUGCCAUAAUGUAUUUAACAGUAAGAAGGGCUUAGAUGAACAGAUGUUUAAAUUGUGCUCUAAACUGUGUAGGAUUACCAAAGAAAUUGUAAACAAGAUAAGCACAAUGGUGCCUAUUUGGGGUUUGUUUUGGCCAGGUAAGUUGCUUUGUAAUCUUUUUCUAUACCACAAUUUGGGUGAAAAUGUACCUUUUAAAACUAUAUGAAAAAGUCACUUUAUUACUCUGUCCCUAGGAGUUUUCUUCAGUGUGACUUAGCCGUUAUUUAUCUUCCCCAAAUUGUUAAGGCCUUUGUAGAAGUCUACAUUAUCAGGUGUCAAAGUGAUUAAAACACUUGACCUAAGCUCCAUUCUUAAGCCAGUAGAGCAUUCUUGUAUGCUGACUCCUAGGGAAAUCUAUUUAUUACCAAAAACAAACCUUGACACAACAUGUGUGUAUGUAGCCACCUUUAUGGAAAUCAAUUAGGUUUAUUAAUUUCAGCCUCAGAAAUGGAAUUCGAAAAAGAUUUUACUGGAUAACUAGUUUUCUGUUACCAGAUGUGAAAUAAUUUAAGCUAUUUUUAUGGUAUGAAGUCUGUAUAUAGAUUUUGGGGGGUUUGUUUGUGUUAACUAAUAUUUCAGUAUUUUGUCUUAAAAGAAACCACCACUAAAUGUACAUAUGUAUUAAUAAACUUAAUCUUUUAAUACUGUUUAUUUUUAGG
Echinops telfairi (small Madagascar hedgehog) is the source of this 2404-nucleotide messenger RNA. RefSeq names its product cyclin E2 (gene CCNE2). NCBI's taxonomy places the organism in Eukaryota, Metazoa, Chordata, Mammalia, Afrosoricida, Tenrecidae. The record is from RefSeq and is a predicted model, not a curated record. Gene Ontology annotation, cellular component: cyclin E1-CDK2 complex; centrosome; cyclin E2-CDK2 complex. The transcript is spliced from 11 exons. Gene Ontology annotation, molecular function: cyclin-dependent protein serine/threonine kinase regulator activity. Bases 22 to 1239 code for a protein of 405 amino acids. Gene Ontology annotation, biological process: regulation of cyclin-dependent protein serine/threonine kinase activity; G1/S transition of mitotic cell cycle.